CAAGUUCCCCGCGUUGUUGUUGUUGUUGCUGCACCCGCUCAGGCCAGGCUCCCCUUGCUUGCCCCCCGUCUCUUCCCGCAACCAUGAGUGCCGAGGCAGCCCCGCCUGCUGUGCCCGAGACUCUCUUGAAGAAGCGCAAGCGAGAUGAGCAAUGGGCUGCCGCUAAGGCUGCGGAGCUUUCCGCUGCUAAGUCCCGGAACGCUAAGAACAGGACGCUCAUCUUCAAGCGUGCUCAACAAUACCAAGAGGAGUACGAGAAGCAGGAAAAGGAACUGAUCACUCUGAAAAGGGAGGCCAAGCUGAAGGGUGGAUUCUACGUUGAGCCAGAGCCCAAGCUUAUGUUUGUCAUUCGAAUCCGUGGUAUCAACGACAUGCACCCUAAAGUCAGAAAGAUCAUGCAGCUGUUGAGGCUGAGACAGAUCUUCAACGGCGUGUUCAUGAAGGUGAACAAGGCCACCGUAAACAUGUUGCGCAGGGUUGAGCCUUACGUAACCUACGGAUACCCCAAUCUGAAAACUGUCAGGGAGUUGAUUUACAAGCGCGGUUAUGGCAAGCAGGACAAGUGCCGCACCGCCUUGACCGACAACAGUGUCAUUGAGCAGGCACUUGGCAAGUUCGGCAUCAUCUGCAUUGAGGAUCUCAUUCACGAGAUUUACACUGUCGGUCCUCACUUCAAAGAGGCCAACAACUUCUUGUGGCCCUUCAAGCUGAGCGCUCCCCUUGGUGGCCUGACGAAGAAGAGGAAUCACUACGUGGAGCAUGGUGACGCUGGAAACAGAGAAGCCAAGUUGAACAACCUCGUCCGCCAGAUGAAUUAGAGUUAUGGUGUCUCUGAUCAAAACAUUGAGGUUGUUUUUGUAAACAAUGUUCCUAAUCGCAAGGUUUUAAUCUGUCCUUACUGGGCUUCAAGAUUUGAGCGUGAAUGUUAAGUUUUGAAUUCGA
Physcomitrium patens is the source of this 942-nucleotide messenger RNA. RefSeq names its product large ribosomal subunit protein uL30y. Gene Ontology annotation, molecular function: structural constituent of ribosome; RNA binding. Gene Ontology annotation, biological process: maturation of LSU-rRNA from tricistronic rRNA transcript (SSU-rRNA, 5.8S rRNA, LSU-rRNA). NCBI's taxonomy places the organism in Eukaryota, Viridiplantae, Streptophyta, Bryopsida, Funariales, Funariaceae. Gene Ontology annotation, cellular component: cytosolic large ribosomal subunit. The record is from RefSeq and is a predicted model, not a curated record.